CUAUGGGGGGAGACUCCCCCAGUCAACCCUAGCUCCCCCGGGCAGCGUGGCUCUGGCCCUGCCCAGGGCGCUCCGGAGGGGUCCCACCCUCGGCUGCCCCAUACCCCCCGCGCCCGGUUUCUCCUGCGGGGGAGGAAGUUGAGCGGAGCGGGGCGGGGCGAGGCGAGCUGCAGCGAGCUCCUCCUCCGCAGCCGGGCAGGCGAUCGGGGCAGGCAGGGGACAGCUGCCACCCCCCCCCCCCCAGCCAGCCCCCGCAGGGAAGCGGGGAGCAGCAGCAGCCGCCCCGGCGACCCAUUGUAUCUCCGCGGCGCGUCGGCUUCUUUGUCUGCUUCCCGGCGCCCCCUCCUCGGGAGAGUUGCCGGAUUGUAGCCCCCCCUUCGGCGCGGGGGGGGGGGGUGGCUCUUUUGUUGCUGGGACAGCGCUGUCCGCGGGACCCCCCCUUCCUCCCUACACCCCUCCUCAGCGGGAGGGCGAGAGCGGGGCGGCCCCCCUGCGCCCUGCAGAGGCCCGGCGCUCGAGGGUGCCCUGCGCCGGUGGCUUUCUCCGGAGAGAGGAGGUGGAGGAGCGAGAGCAGCGGGGCGGAUUAAGAGGAUGUUGUAGCCUUGCCCAGCGCUGGGACGCAGCAGAGGGGAGCCCCAGGGCGGUGGGCCCCCCCCCUUCGCCCCGGGUGGUGGGUCUUUGUUAGUUUGCCACGUGAACCCACUUCGGGAAGGCUGCAAACCGCUGGCGGGGAGCCCCAGACAAAGCCCCAUUGAGACGGGGGCAGGGGAAGUCCAGCAACUCAAGGGGGAGGCUGGAGAGAGACAAGCGACCCUCCCCUGCGACCAGUAGCCCCCUGAGAGGAGGGGGCAGGCGGGGAUAGGCUUUUAGCCCUCCCCCCCCGUGUGUCUCUCCUUUCCUGGCUUUAACCGGAGCCGACCCGAGCGUGUGUUGCGGGGGGGGGGGGGAGAGAUGCUGAAAGGAGCCGCUGAGCUGGGAUCUGUGGAGCGUUUUAUAGGAAAGAAGUAAAGCUGCCAAAAUCACGCCGGGGAGCGAUUAAAAAAAGGAGCCUUGGAAGUCCCCCGCCCCGCCCCCGAAAUGCUUCCUGCGUUGGCCGCACAUCAAACUGGAAAGGAGCGAUAGCGCUUGACCAUCGUGCAAGGGGAAGCUUCUAAACUAGCCCAGGAGCCUCCAAACCGACGGAGGAGGAACUGCUGCAAGCGGCCUGUGUGUGUCCUCAAUGAAAAGGAGAGGGGACUGGAACCGUAGUUUUGGCCGCUGGCAACUCAUCUAGGGCAACAUUUUUUUUUUUUUUUUUUUGAAGGAUACAUUGCUCUGAAGGACUAUGGAGGAGUGGAGGCAGUGUGGCCGCUGGCUGAUCGACUGUAAAGUUUUGCCCCUGAACCACAGGGUGGUCUGGCCCUCAGCUGUUGUGUUUGACCUGGCUCAGGCUUUGAGAGAUGGAGUCUUGCUCUGCCAGCUGCUUCAUAACCUGUCACCUGGAUCUAUUGAUCUCAAGGACAUCAAUUUCAGGCCACAGAUGUCACAGUUCCUCUGUUUGAAGAACAUUCGAACGUUCUUAAAAGUCUGUCAUGACAAAUUUGGAUUAAGGAACAGUGAGCUGUUUGACCCCUUUGACCUCUUCGAUGUGCGGGAUUUUGGAAAGGUUAUAUCAGCUGUAUCCAGACUUUCCCACCACAGUAUCGUUCAAACCAAAGGAAUUAGACCCUUCCCUUCAGAGGAGACCACAGAGAAUGACGAUGACGUCUAUCGGAGCUUGGAGGAACUGGCUGAUGAACAUGAUCUCGGGGAGGAUAUUUACGACUGCGUUCCUUGUGAAGAUGAAGGCGAUGAUAUCUACGAAGAUAUCAUCAAAGUGGAAGUUCAACAACCCAUGAUUAGAUAUAUGCAGAAAAUGGGAAUGACAGAAGAUGACAAAAGAAAUUGCUGUUUGCUAGAAAUUCAAGAAACCGAGGCCAAAUAUUACAAGACACUUGAAGACAUAGAAAAGAACUAUAUGAAUCCAUUAAAGCUGGUACUGACUCCACAAGAGAUGGAAUCUAUUUUUAUCAAUUUGGAGGACCUAAUUAAAGUGCACUUCAAUUUCCUGAGGGCCAUCGAUGUCUGUAUGAUGUCUGGAGGAAGCAGCUUGGCGAAAGUUUUUCUAGAAUUCAAAGAAAGGCUAUUGAUUUAUGGCGAGUACUGCAGCCAUAUGGAAUGCGCCCAAAAUACGCUGAAUGGUCUCAUUGGGAGCAAAGAGGACGUUAGGCAAAAAGUUGAGGAAUGCACAUUAAAGGUUCAGGAUGGGAAGUUUAAAUUGCAAGAUCUGUUGGUGGUACCAAUGCAAAGGGUCUUGAAGUAUCAUCUCCUAUUAAAAGAGCUUCUCAGCCAUUCGUCUGAUCGGCCAGAAAAGCAACAACUCAAGGAAGCUUUGGAAGCCAUGCAGGACUUGGCCAUGUACAUAAAUGAAGUCAAGAGAGACAAAGAGACCUUAAAGAAAAUACGUGAAUUUCAGAAAUCUAUAGAAAACUUGCAAGGGAAACUGGAAGAAUUUGGGAGGCCAAAGAUAGACGGUGAACUGAAAGUCCGUUCAAUUGUGAACCACACCAAGCAGGACAGGUAUUUAUUUUUGUUCGAUAAAGUGGUGAUCGUCUGUAAAAGGAAAGGAUACAAUUAUGAGUUGAAAGAAAUUAUCGAGCUGCUUUUCCAUAAAAUGACUGAUGAUCCCAUGAACAACAAGGACAUUAAGAAGUCUCAUGGAAAAAUGUGGUCAUACGGGUUCUACCUGAUUCACCUUCAGGGAAAGCAGGGCUUUCAGUUUUUCUGCAAGACAGAAGACAUGAAGAGGAAGUGGAUGGAGCAGUUUGAAAUGGCAAUGUCCAACAUUAAGCCAGAAAAAGCCAACGCGAAUCACCACAACUUCCAGAUGUACACAUUUGAAAAGACGACCAACUGCAAAGCGUGCAAAAUGUUUUUAAGAGGAACUUUCUAUCAGGGCUAUCUUUGCAUGAAAUGUGGAGCAGGUGCUCAUAAAGAAUGCUUGGAAAUUAUUCCUUCCUGCAAGAUCAGCUCUCCAGCGGACCAGGAUUCAUUAAAUACAGGACCUGGUCCUAAAAUGGUGGCAGUUCAGAAUUACCAUGGCAACCCAGCUCACCCAGGAAAGCCAGUUUUAGCGUUUCAGACUGGGGACAUAAUAGAACUGCUAAGAGGGGACCCGGAUUCACAGUGGUGGGAAGGGAGGUUAAUACAGACAAAGAAGUCUGGUUAUUUUCCCAGUUCAUCGGUGAAGCCCUGCCCUGUGGACGCUAGGCCUCCCAGCAGCCGGCCUCCUUCGAGAGAAAUAGACUACACAGCGUACCCUUGGUUUGCAGGGAACAUGGAGAGGCAACAGACAGACAACCUGCUGAAGUCGCACGCCAGCGGGACGUACCUGAUUCGCGAGAGACCAGCAGAGGCCGAGCGCUUUGCCAUCAGUAUUAAGUUUAACGAGGAAGUCAAGCACAUUAAGGUGGUGGAGAAAGACAACUGGAUUCACAUCACAGAAGCCAAAAAAUUUGAAAGCCUUUUGGAAUUGGUCGAAUACUACCAGGCCCACUCGCUGAAGGAGAGCUUUAAACAGCUGGAUACAACGUUAAAAUAUCCAUACAAAUCCCGAGAACGUUCUACCUCCAGAUCCUUCACUCGCUCCCCAGCUUCCUGCGCUUCCUACAACUUUUCUUUUCUCAGUCCUCAGGGCCUCAACUUUUCUUCUCCGAAUUCCUCCACUCCUUUCUGGUCAGUGGUCACGCCUCCGGUCAUAGGGACGGCAGUGGCACGCUACAAUUUCGCCGCACGGGACAUGCGAGAGCUCUCUUUGCGAGAGGGCGACGUGGUGAAAAUCUACAGCAGGAUAGGCGGGGACCAGGGAUGGUGGAAGGGAGAAACUAAUGGAAGAAUUGGCUGGUUUCCUUCGACCUACGUGGAGGAGGAGGGAGUGUAAGGAGGACUGGAUCUCUGGCCGACAUUGC
Molecule: messenger RNA, 3986 nt
Organism: Dermochelys coriacea (leatherback sea turtle)
Lineage: Eukaryota; Metazoa; Chordata; Testudines; Dermochelyidae
Gene: VAV2
Product: vav guanine nucleotide exchange factor 2
Exons: 30
Coding region: 1325-3958 (877 amino acids)
Biological process (GO): cell migration; regulation of GTPase activity; intracellular signal transduction
Cellular component (GO): cytoplasm
Molecular function (GO): guanyl-nucleotide exchange factor activity; protein binding
Source: RefSeq, a predicted model, not a curated record